AUGCUGGUAGCUUCUGUAAUGAAAUUCAAUUUGGUUUUAGAUUUCUAUGAGAGUGUGAAUGACAAUAUAACAGGCAAGUUUAGAACCAUCAUUCUCGGUUAUGAUACGGCUCAUCUUCUUUGUUGUAUUUUUGAUAUUUUACAAUCAGGCCCCAUGAUAACAGAGCUUGGAAGCUCCAUAAACGCAACACUACAAAAACUAUUUAAAGGCCAAGUAAACGACGAAACAGUUGAGAACUCUUUAAAGGAGAUAUGCACUUCCCUGAUUAGGUCAAAUGCCAAUCCGGAGCUGGUGUCGCGCUUUCGUUUGCAGAUAAAGGAACAGAUUGAGAAAGAGAAAAUAGACAGCAAUGCUAACAAGGCAAAAAGUGGUGCAUAG
Molecule: messenger RNA, 378 nt
Organism: Vittaforma corneae ATCC 50505
Lineage: Eukaryota; Fungi; Microsporidia; Nosematidae
Exons: 1
Coding region: 1-378 (125 amino acids)
Biological process (GO): SRP-dependent cotranslational protein targeting to membrane
Molecular function (GO): GTP binding
Source: RefSeq, a predicted model, not a curated record